Arabis nemorensis is the source of this 405-nucleotide messenger RNA. The record is from the annotation of a GenBank genome assembly. Lineage: Eukaryota; Viridiplantae; Streptophyta; Magnoliopsida; Brassicales; Brassicaceae.
AUGGGUCUUUCUCAUUACCCGACAGCGUCUGAGGGAGUAGUGCCAAUGUUGGUUAUGAACACGGUUGUUUCAGUGUCUUUGUUGAAGAGCAUUGUAAGAUCUGUUCUUCAUGUGGUUAGCUCUGAGACCGAUGAUGCGAGGACCAUAGAGGAAGACUCUGAUCAUGAGGAUUCGGAGAGAAGAAGGAGAAUCUCGAUAACACACUUUGAAUCUUUGUCUGCGAAGAACGGAGGAAGCAGGAAGGAAAGAGAGGGUAUGGAGUGUUGUGUGUGUCUGUGUGGGUUUAAAGAGGAAGAGGAAGUGAGUGAGUUAGUGUCUUGCAAGCAUUUCUUUCACACGGCUUGUCUGGAUAAAUGGUUUGGUAAUAAUCAUACCACAUGUCCUCUCUGUAGAUCCAUCUUUUAG